AACCAGCAGGGGGCGACGUCCCCUUACUCUGGAGCGUCGCCUUGUCCAAGGUGCUGAAAGCACCACAGAACUGCAGUUUAUUUCGGACUCUUGGUACAGCUCAUUAUCACACUGGCUUGGGUUUCCGCUUCCCUUUAAUAAGCUGUGCAAUAUGAAACGACAUUUCAUUUUUAGAUUACACGAUUUUAGCAAUGGAGGACACUACAGUAUUUCAUUACAGCCCAGAACAUACAAUAUAACAUAUAUCAUUCAUUUAGAUAAGAUGCAAGAUUUAGUUGAAAGAGGGUUCCUGAAAUAAGAAAUCGCUGAGGCGGCUAUUGUGGAGGACAUGAGGAAAGUGUUGUAUUCCUGCUGGAGUCUCUCUCCAGAAAACAAUAAGACUGCCUGGGAAUCCAAGAGAUUGCAGUCUGAUCUUUGCGACGCUGCUAGCUGCCUGACGAGUUAUAUAUAGUGGUGUAAAACCCAUGCGUCUCCUCCCUAAUAAUUAUACAGACGCAGCAUGCAACUGCAGAAGACAGGAUAGAAAGGGGCGGUCUGUGCGCUUCCAAUCCCCGUCAGUUUUGCUUUGUGCCGUGUGGUGUUUUCCGGUCACGGUGCCAUUUGUUUAUCAGACGCCUCUGCUCGUCUUUAUUUUCCUUAGUGAAGAAGUGAACGCCACAGUCGGGGUGCUUGUUUCCGGACCGCGAGUGUUGUAUGACGGCUCAUCACACAGAUAUAUAAAGCCGAUUUCUAUUCAAGUGCAGAUUAUAUUCGAUUACGCGCGGUGCGUGUGGUUUAAAUGCGAUAUGAAGGAUUCAACAGCAAAAUAAACGUAAUUAUAACCUCCACAGGGUGAAGUCCGCUGCUGCGCAGGAUGCGCGUCAACAUGCUCUCCCUUCAGAAGCAAUAUCGAUUCCAAAGGAUUAUUGUAGAGGCGUUUCUAAAUGAUUGUAUUUAAAACUCGUUUUUUUUUUUUUUUUUUUUUUUAAAUAACCCAUGCAAUGCAAGCCGUUUCUCAACGCUCUGUUACGGGAUGCUUGGUGUCUAGGAGGGGCUUGGAAAACUUCGCUUUUGGCUGAGGGAUUUGUUUGUGAAGAAAAGCACCCUGUCGAUUUAAAUCUGCAUUGAAGCUGAGGUUCUCGUUUUCUUUCAGGCCGGGUCCCGGAGCGCGGUCUCCUGGUUGCCAUGGAGAUGGCCUCUCUGGAGCGGCAGGUGGAGAGUGUGGAGCGGAACAUCAGCUUCCUCUUCCCUCAACCUGCGCAGCAGUUGGCUCUGCUGCACGGGCUGCACCUGGAGAUCCUAACCCUGCAGAAACAGUGCUCUGAGCUGACUUGUGAACUUGAUAAGAAGCCUCCUGACAGAAGCCAAGCAGAGGCAGAAGAGCAGUUGCGGGAGGAGCUGGCUGAGCGAUGCCGGCGGGCCGAGGCCCGCCUCAGGGACCAGGAGCGCGGCAAUGAAGAUCUGCGCAAGGAACUGAGCCACAAGGGGGCGCUGGUGGAGGCGCUGCGGAGCAGCCUGAAGGAGAAAGAGCGCCGCUUCCUGGAGGAACUGAAGCGUCGCAGCCACAGGGUCACCGUGCUCAACACCGAGCUGCAGAAACAGUCCGAGUCGGCCGCCUACCUCUCCUUCCAGCUGCACGUCGCACGGCAGAAACUGCACAGGCAGCCCCCCCCCACCACCACCACCCUCCCCCCGCCAAACCUCAAACCCAAGAGACGCAGCCACAAGCAGUCAGCACACGCCCUGGCGGCUAGCGAGCGCCGUUCAGAGCGAGUCCGGGACUGUGUGCCCAGGGAGAAAGUAACCGGCCCGGAAGAGCCCUGCGCCAUGCCCGACCCCGCCCUGUUUCUCUACCCCCGUAGGCACCAGCACCGGCAGCACAGCCACAGCAGCCAGGCUGCAACGCCCCCCGCCGGGCACAGGAGAGCCAAGGCACAUCGCGAUGGAACCAGGGCAGGAGAGGGAGCAGAGGCAGGGGAGACAGUCUCUAGAGGCCAGGGGGAGGUGGAGGUAACAGCCAGUGAGAUGCUGCUCCCUGCAGGAGAAGAGGAAGAUGAAGCCGAGCAAUAGACUGUACCCCAUAACCCCCCCCCCCUUACUAGAUAAGUAACCACACUGUAGCCACCGUAACCUAGGGGUGUGCAGACAGCUGAUCCUUAAAAGUGUUCCUGAGAUUUGAACAUGUGUUUUCUCUUUAUCACCAUGGAGCUGAAGUUUCUAAUAAUGCAUUUUCCUCACAGUCUGAAAGAUGCUAUAUAGAGCUGUCUUCUGCCCAGGUAGAUGGGUAGCUAUUGGCAUCCCCUAAUUUUUCCAUGCUGGGCAGAGUCUUGCUACUUUGAUAACACAGUCUAAUAGCUCCUUUGAAAGGUACACUCUGCAGAACGCAUUGGGGGCUCAAAAUCAUAACCAAAUAUACAGAAGCUAAUUGUAGUUUAGCUCUGCUGCCACCCAGGGCAUCAUUGUAAAGAACAGGUUACUGCACAGUGGAGAGCGCAGCACACAUAGUGGAGAACACAGGAAGGAGUGCUGUUGGCACCCCCUGCUGGCACGAAGAAGAACAGCAGGUUUUAAAAAAUAUUUAUAAUGUCUAUAUUGCAUCAUAGGUGAAUAGGUUGUUGAAAGAAUACAGCAUAUAAGCAUUAUAUUCAAA
Molecule: messenger RNA, 2629 nt
Organism: Polyodon spathula (Mississippi paddlefish)
Lineage: Eukaryota; Metazoa; Chordata; Actinopteri; Acipenseriformes; Polyodontidae
Product: coiled-coil domain-containing protein 92
Source: RefSeq, a predicted model, not a curated record